AUGGCACGCCCAACAAUAGAAAAUGGAAGCAAUCUUCACCAGUUUGCAUCUGACAUACCUGAUGAUCAAAUGAUUGAUGCGAUCUUUCAGGAAAAGAAAACUGUCCACGCAGAAGACGCCAUUGAUUAUGAGGAUAUAGAUGAAUUGGCUGAAGAAGAACCUAACCAGAUGGAUGAUGACGUGUUUGAUCGAUUACUAGAGCCAGCGGAACAAGAUCAAGUAGAUAUAGAGGCAGAAGCCCAGAAUUUUGCUGAUGAUGAAUUUGAUGCAAUGUUUGGAGACGAUAAUCUCAAUAACCUCGAGUCCAACAACCAUUUAAUUGAACAGGAGAAUAAUGGCGUGGAGGAGCUAGGCAUAUUUGAAGAGACUGUGCACGAACAAGAAACUAAAGAGAAACGGAAAGCUGUGAUACGACAAAAGGUACUCGCUGAGAUAGCCAAGCUCGAAAAGAAAAGAGUCAAGCGCAACAUCAAACAUUACUACCCUUCAUAUUCCAAAGACAAGCCUCUAGAUUUCUUCAAGUUUUUCCUACCCAAGCCAAUGUUUUACAAGUACAAACGACCAUAUUUAACAUGUGCUAAAGUUAUGAAGCAUUUAACCCCAAAGGUGAGCUUGGAACUCGAUGCAGACCAGAGAAAGAGACAGCAUGAGAAAGAAAAGAAUGUAACAAAUAUCACGCAGCAUGAUUUGGACUUUAUCGACAACUUACAAGAAAAGGGCUCGUUGAGCUCGAUAAAACAGUUAGACUAUGUUAAACGAGACUGGCUUAACGAUGAUAAAUUCAGAGGUUACUCCAAAGACUUGAUAUUAUCUACCGCAGAUUGGGACGAUGAUGCAAUCAUCAACGGAGAUAAUGUGAAGCAAGUCACAGGAUGGGAUCUACUGGAUGAUGACUAUGAUGACGAUAUAUUUGAUGGACAAAUUGAUCUUGAAAAAUUGAAACUUGAUAUGAAUGACCCCAACUUGUUACUCGUGCCCUCGCAAGAAGCCAAACCCAAAUCCAAACACACGCUUGACAGAUUCAACCUAUCCAACGACCACGAGUAUGAGCUUUUGCGUAAGAAUUACAACACAAAACAAAGAUCACACUUGAGUAAUUUAAGUAUUGAACAUUCAGUUCCUGCAUUAAGAUUACAAACACCGUACUACAAAGUCAGACUUUCGAGAGCCGAAGCCAGAGCAUUCCACCGUCCCGUUUUUGCUGUGCGACCAGGUACAUUGAUGAGCUUUUCGAAAUUAAAAUUGAGGAAAAAGAAAAAGGACAAGGGUAAAUCCUUGCAUGAGAUAUUUUCAAAAACCACUGAUUUGACUGUUGCAGAUACUGCAAACAUGAUAACAAUGGAGUACGCCGAACAGUAUCCCUCCAUAUUAUCGAACUUUGGUAUGGGGUCAAAAUUGAUCAAUUAUUACCGCAAACAAAAUCCUGACGAUACUACGCGACCAAAAGCUCAAUAUGGAGAAACUCAUGUUUUGGGUGUUGAAGAUAGAUCACCCUUUUGGAAUUUUGGGGAAGUUGCUCCAGGGGAGUUUGUACCUACGUUGUACAACAAUAUGGUUCGAGCUCCUAUAUUUAAGCAAGAGCUGAGAAAUACUGAUUUUCUUUUGAUCCGAUCACAGGGAGCAGGAUCUCAUCAAAAGUAUUAUCUACGUCCAAUGAAUAUCAACUUUGCUGUUGGAAAUAUCUUUCCCGUUGAAAUACCAGCUCCACAUUCCCGUAAAGUCACCAAUAUAUCGAAAAACAGAUUGAAAAUGAUUGUUUACCGAGUGAUGAAUUCGAAAGGCGCUCCACGUAUUUCAGUGAAGGACGUGUCUAAGCAUUUUCCAGAACAAACGGAUAUGCAAAAUAGGCAGAGACUAAAAGAGUUUAUGGAGUAUCAAAGACAGGGGGAUGACCAAGGCUUUUGGAAAGUUAGAGGCAUGAAUGAUAUCAUCCCGUUAGAGGAGGAUAUUCGAAGCAUGAUUAGUCCCGAGGACGCUUCUUUGAUGGAUUCAAUGCAGUGUGGUCAGCAAGCGUUAGAGGACACGGCAACCUUAUUUGGUGAUGAAUCGAAACUCAUGAGUCACAGGAAAAGAAAGGAAUUGGAGAAAAAGGACGAACCAGCUGAGGAGAAUGAAACCGAGGAAUCGAAGAGGGAAAAGGAAAAGAAAAAGAAUAAGGAACAGGACGACAUUGAAGCAGAGGAAGAGAUGGCGCCAUGGAACUUGUCAAGAAACUUUGUCAUUGCCAACCAAACCAAGACUAUGUUGCAAUUAAAUGGAGAAGGUGAUCCUUCAGGUAUUGGCUUAGGUUAUUCAAUGUUGCGUGCUACACAAAAGAAUCCAUUCAAGCCAUUGUUCCCACCGCCUCAUGAAGUUGUUCCCAAAAGCAAUGCAGCUGCUUAUAAUCAAAAGUUGUACGAACAGGAAAUUAAAAGAAUAUGGCAUUCUCAAUGGAGUUCGCUAGUUGAUCCAAACUUGCAACAACUAUACCAUGAGUAUAAACCUGCUGAUCACGAGCAAUACUUUGUAAACAAGUUGGAGCAGGACACAAAAGAGAAGGAGCAACGACAAGAGUCUAAAGAGGAUAAAGUUUUGCGCAUCACGAGAAGAGUGCGUGAUCAAAAUGGUGUCGUCCAACGGAAAGUAGAAACUAUUACCGAUCCAAGGUUAAUCCGUGCAUACAUCAAGCGUAAGAAGUUGCUCGAAGACGAAUUGUUGAAGAGUGCCGAUGUUGAUGAAAUCUUGCCUACAAAUGAUGCCGAGUUGAACAAACUCCGUCGAAAGGCAUUGGAGGAAAAACUUGCCAGUUUAGAAAAAAGAGCCAAGCAGAGCAGAGCAAAGAAGCCACAAAAUGAUGCUAUUCAUGCUGCGGCCGCUGCCGGUGCAACCAUUAUUGAUGCCAACACUGUCAUGCUACCUGAUGGAUCCUAUGUUAUCGGUGGUAAAGGAAUAGGGAAAGGGAAUUCAACAACAAGGAGAUGCAAGAGUUGUGGUUCAUUUGGCCAUAUAAGGACCAAUAAGACAUGCCCGUUCUUGGCUUGGAUCGCAUUGAUGGGGUACCCAGUUGAAAGUGAUGGAAACGUCAAAGAGGUGACGCCUCAAACAUCAAAUGAACCUUAUGGCAGCCCUUACGCAAAAGAUAUCACACAAUCUUCAACCAGCUCUUACACUUCUUCGUCUGCACAAUCACGCUUUCAAAGAUUUAUCAAUUCGUUUAAACCGGCCGACUUGGAAGAAGAUGGGAUAGAUGUGACCAAUUUGACUCCGAUGGAAAAGUCGAUUUUAGCAUCGGCAAAGCACCCUUUGGCAAGACGGUUGAAAUCUAGACAUUUACAAAUGAUUGCCAUUGGUGGUAGUAUAGGUACUGGUUUAUUUGUGGGUAGUGGUUAUGCAUUAGCUAAUGGAGGUCCUGCCGCCGUGCUAAUUGGAUACGUUAUUGUUGGAUACGCGCUUUUGACGGUUGUUAAUGCACUUGGUGAAUUAUCAGUGCAAUUCCCAGUAAGUGGAUCAUUUAAUUCAUUUUUCACUAGAUUUGUUGACCCAUCAUGGGGGUUUUGUUUGGCGUUGAUGUAUUAUGUAAGUUGGGCCAUUUCAUACCCUUCGGAAAUCAUAGCAGCGGCAAUGACGAUUCAGUUUUGGAAUACGUCAAUUAGUCCUGCUGUCUGGGUAGCAAUUAUAUGGGUAGUCAUCUCGUCAAUCAACUUGUUUGGUGUUAAAGGGUACGGUGAAGUGGAAUUUGUCUUGUCGAUUAUCAAAGUGUUGGCGGUUAUCGGAUUUCUUAUUUUGGGAAUUUGCAUCACUUGCGGUGUUGGAGAUCAAGGAUACAUUGGUGGGCGAUACUGGCACAACCCGGGUGCAUUUAAUCAUGGAUUUAAAGGAGUGUGUUCGGUAUUUAUUAGCGCAGCGUUUUCAUUUGGUGGUAUUGAGUUGGUUGCGUUAGCAGCCGCUGAAACUGAGAACCCACGAAAGUCACUUCCAAAAGCAACAAAGCAAGUAUUUUGGCGUGUUACUAUUUUCUACUUGUUAACUUCAAUUAUUAUUGGCUGUUUGGUGCCUUAUACUAACACUGAUUUAUUAGACGGAGAAGGUAUUGCUGCUUCUCCCUUUGUCAUUGCAAUAAAUCAGGGUGGUAUCAAGGUUGUGCCACACAUUAUGAAUGCGGUAAUUAUUGUUGCUGUGAUAUCAGUUGGCAACUCCUCCGUCUAUGGAGCAUCGCGUACAAUGGCGUCGCUAUCAGCACAAGGUUUGAUUCCUAAAGUGUUUGGGUAUAUCGAUAAGCAAGGAAGACCGUUAGUUGCUAUUGCCAUUACCACUCUCAUUGGCCUUUUAGCAUUUCUCGUGGUGAAUAAAAACGAAGGUGCUGUUUUCACGUGGUUCUUUUCUAUUUGCUCAUUAGCAUCAUUCUUUAUAUGGGGGUUCAUCAACUUGACUCAUUUGAGAUGGAGAUGGGCAUUAUAUGCUCAAGGACGGUCUAAAGAUGAAAUUGUAUUUAGGUCCCCUUUUGGUACGUUUGGGUCUUGGACGGGUGAGAGCAGUGCUGAUGUAGUUACAUUCUGGCAGAACUGCUUGUCAUUGCCGCUUGUUUUUGUUAUAUUUGUCGCUCACAAGACAUACCACAAGACAUGGAAUCAUUUGUGGGUGAAGUUGGAAAAAAUUGAUUUGGAUACAGGUAGACGUGAGCUUGACCUUGAGGUAUUGAAGCAGGAAAUUGCUGAGGAAGAGGAGGCACUAGCCACAAAGCCGUUCUAUUAUAAAGUUUAUCGAUUCUUUUGUUGA
Lodderomyces margitis is the source of this 4755-nucleotide messenger RNA. It is a transcript of the gene TAF145, whose product is annotated as Taf145p. Gene Ontology annotation, biological process: amino acid transmembrane transport. The transcript has 3 exons. The coding region runs from base 1 to 4755 and encodes 1584 amino acids. The record is from RefSeq and is a predicted model, not a curated record. Gene Ontology annotation, molecular function: amino acid transmembrane transporter activity. NCBI's taxonomy places the organism in Eukaryota, Fungi, Ascomycota, Pichiomycetes, Serinales, Debaryomycetaceae. Gene Ontology annotation, cellular component: membrane.